GUAUGUAAACAUACAAUUGUAUAGGCUAAAUUUGGCGGAGUUGUUAACAAAGUUGAAAACGAAUAUGUCGAAAAGAAAUUUUAACAAAAUGGAUGAUGAUCAGAUACGGGGAUCAUCCAGGGUUUUACGAAGUAGUCUGGCAAAGAAAGGCGGACACUUGGACGAAAAGUUUAAAAAACGGAAAAUGACUGACUUGGAUCCUAGAUCUUCACAAGUAAGAAAUCAAAGAGGGAGACUCAAUCAAACAAAAGUGAAGGGCACCAAAAGUCUCGCAGAGAAACACGUAAGUACCGAUGCUAAGAAAGGGAAACAAGGCACAAAGACUACAGUUUGGUCAAUAAAGGACAAACAUGAAUACAAAAUACAGUUACCUCUAUCUGUUGACACAAGUAUUAGCUGGAUCACCGGUUGUCAUUUAAUGGAUUCAGGGGAGAUAAUUAUGACCGAUUUUUACAACAAAAGUCUGAAGAAGUUGGAUAGAACGAGCGCAACAGUCACUGUGUGUGAUCUCCCCUCGAUACCUUUCGGAAUGUGCUAUAUUGGUAACAACACGGUUGCUGUUUCACUUGGACAAAAGCUCCAGUUUGCCAAUAUCAGUGGUGAUAUGAAUUUAAUGCAAUCAGUAGAUACCGAUCAUUACUGUAAAGGUUUAACGUACCACGACUCUAAAAUACUUACUGUAAAUGAUAACUCCGUUUUUAUACACAACUAUAAUGGAAAACAGGAACGCUGUUUGUUUACAUAUGACUCAAAUGCAUAUUUUCAAGGCAUUGCAGUGAGCGAUGAUGGGCAAAGAAUUUACAUCGCAUCUUGGAACAUUGGACUUGUUACCAUUGACAACAAAGGAAAUCAUCUAUUUACGUUGUCUGAUCCGGAGUUGAACGACCCUUUUCGCUUGUCUUUAGAUAACCAUGGAAAUGUCUUGAUUUGUUAUCCGCAUUCAAACAUUGUGAUGCAAGUAAGUCCUGAUGGAAAGAAUGAGAUGGGAAGAAUUAUUAAAGCCACUGAUUCUAUUGAAUGGCCGAAUUCACUUUACUUUGACAGAAAUACAAGCUCGAUUAUCGUAGGCUGUGGCGGUUCUGCAUAUUUAUAUGUUUUUGAUCUGAAAUGAUACCAGAACAUUGAAGAUAUUCCAGUUUCACUUGAUUCUGGCAUUUAACUGUAAAAUAUUGUAAAUUUGUUUUGGAAAUUUGCCUUAGGUAAAUAGAUAUUACUUAUUUCCGACCCAGGUUUGUUUUGUUGUAAAAUGUAAAUAUUUAUUUGUAGUAGAUCUAUAUAUGUACCAUUUAUUGAAAUAAAAGAUUUUUUUAACUAAUUAAUUCCGAUGUCCUCAAAAGAUAAUGACCAAUAAGGUAUUUGUUGACUCCAUUGUCACUUUUACGCCGGCUACGGUAUUCAUUUCUAGUAGAUUUCCUUUUCUCGAGAUAAAAUACAUUGCA
Molecule: messenger RNA, 1439 nt
Organism: Ruditapes philippinarum (Manila clam)
Lineage: Eukaryota; Metazoa; Mollusca; Bivalvia; Venerida; Veneridae
Exons: 4
Coding region: 65-1111 (348 amino acids)
Source: RefSeq, a predicted model, not a curated record